Molecule: messenger RNA, 5063 nt
Organism: Salvia miltiorrhiza (redroot sage)
Lineage: Eukaryota; Viridiplantae; Streptophyta; Magnoliopsida; Lamiales; Lamiaceae
Product: putative E3 ubiquitin-protein ligase LIN-1
Exons: 17
Coding region: 535-4929 (1464 amino acids)
Biological process (GO): protein ubiquitination
Molecular function (GO): protein binding; ubiquitin-protein transferase activity
Source: RefSeq, a predicted model, not a curated record
CCAUCAUGCCAUAUUGCUGUCUUAAUUAAGCUAUGCAGAGAAUUAAUCUUAUGCUAAUGACGGAAUCCACGCCUAAUCUCAAGGCUAAUUCAAACGCCGGCCCAAGCCGGCUUUCAUUCAUUUUUAUUGCCCACCCAUUGUGCAUGAACAACACCUUUCAUUAAAACUUGUUUGAGAGACUCAAUUUAUCAAAAAACAUGACAUAAAAAAUCAAAAUAAUAGUAAAGUAUAUUAAUUUUUUUCUAUUAAAAAAUCAGAUUACUAAGUCUUAUUAUUAUUAUUUUUUUGAUACGUAGGACAAUCUCCAUGGAGAACUACUCAAACCAUAGUGCUCUUGGUCCGAAUAUGAAAUUAGAAAUAUAAAUUAAUUAAGUGAUCAAUCAUUGUUAGCACAAUUUUGUCCUUAUUAUCAAUGAAAUCCAUUUCAGAAGAUGCUUAUACUCUUUCAACAGUAGGUUGGCAGUAAUGGAGUUUUGAACUGCUCUUCAUCUUCUUCCUGAAAGGAAAGGAAAAGAAAGAAAGAAACUAGGAGUAAUGGCUGGUAACCAUAGGUUUAAAAUGGAAGCAAAUGAUAUAGUUGGAUCACUGACCUCCAUUGUUGGGAGUUUCAUCCAAGAUAGACUGAUAGACAAAGAGCAGAGGCUCCGACACAAGGAGCAGUGCGCGGAGAGAUUAGCAGCUGAGAACGGAAGCCCUCACAACGACACAGAGGUCCGUUACUCUGAUCAAGCAGUUCUAGCAAAUCUUGACUGGGGGAUCGAUGCCCUUGAAGAGGCGAUCAGCACUUCCCAUGUGGAGACCAAGAUGGCACGUCUAGACUAUGCUGAGAAGAUGCUGCAAGUGUGUGCAUUGCUAAAUUCGACCCAACAAACAGCUGGAGUCCCUAACUCCUACCUCUCAGCUUGGGCUCAUCUGAACCUAUCAUACUUGUUGAAGUUGAGGAAUGAGAGUCACAAUGCUGUGCUUCACAUUCUUGAAAUGUUCAUCGUUGAACCCUUUUUCUCGCGUAUUGAUUUUGCUCCCGAGCUUUGGAAAUCCAUUUUCCUGCCCCAUAUGAGCUCCAUCCUUGGGUGGUAUACAGAGGAGAGGAAAAGCAUAGUGAUGGAUGUGAUCCCGGAUUCCUCGGACCUGUCCUUCACCGUUGAUUUUGACGAGUCUCUACUGUUAUCCGUGAGGCCCGAGCAAGCAGAGAGAAUCCAGCAACUGGAACAGCUCUAUGGUCAAUCUUUGGAUGAGAAUACAAGGCUAUAUGCAAAGCACUAUAAAGAAUGCAUGAACUAUGAUGCUGCCACCAGCAGGAGGGUGGUCCCUAUGUUGCCAAUUGCAGAGCCUCCCACGACUCCUCUGCACGACUUCAGCAGUCGUUCAAUUCCAGAUUACGUAAAAUUUGGUCCAAUCUUGCCCAAGAGUGCUGGUUUUCCUAUUAGAACGAAGGCCGUCUCCACCUCAGAAAAUGUAGAAGACUCUGCUGGCUGGGAUGUUGUGGACGAGAUUCCAGAGGAGUGCGAAGAUUCAGAUGGAUGUAUGGAAGCCAUGGAGAGAUCAAAAGAAAAGGAUGAUGACAUUGUGUCAGUUUUGAGCAGCAGAAGCAUCAGAUCAAGCAAGGAGGUGGAGAGGCAAAGCGUAAGGGCUACCAGUCGAAGACAAUCUCCUCAUAAUAGCUCUCCAACAGAUUCUCCUACAACUCCUUGCUCGAGGACUUCAUCUCCAAAAUCAGCCAAAAGCUCAGGAAAGAUGCAGACAUCUAUGCUCCGCCUUCUCUCCACCCGUGCAAUGGACUCAGUUUCCAACUCUUUGCCUAUAUUAUGUAAUGACAACUCAAGCAUUAGCUCAACAGAGACUGAUGAAGAAACGACAGAACAGAUCAAAUCUCCGAGGAAAAGCACUCAUCACACACCAUGCGAGAGACAAGCGCUACCAAAGAGUUCGCUUAAUCAAGGUGAAGAUGGCAGCCUGAGCUACAUGUCAUCUCCAACAUCUGAGAUGUUGACUCCUAAGUCAAGGCCGCCAAAGGACUUUGUAUGCCCUAUCACUGGCCAGAUUUUCAAUGAUCCUGUCACACUUGAGACAGGCCAGACGUACGAAAGGAGAGCCAUUCAAGAAUGGAUGAGUCGAGGAAACACAACUUGUCCCAUCACACGGCAGCCUCUAUCUGCAGCCUCACUCCCCAAAACCAACUAUGUUCUCAAGAGGCUAAUCACCUCUUGGACAGAUCAGCACCCUGAGCUUGCUCAGGAGUUUUCAUGCAUUGAAACACCGCGAAGUUAUACAAGCUGCAGCGACGUUCCUUCAUCUCAGGCAUCGACUCUUCCAAGCCAAAGAAACAUCACCAGUGAAGCUGAUCGCCGUAAGACUCAAAGAUUCACAAGAGCAGCUGUUGCAUUAUCAACGUCGCCUACCAGUGUAAUAUCUCAAACUUCCAAUGAAGCAGUGAUCAAUGUGUUGAAACCUUACAUUCUAUGUCUUUGUAACUCUGAGGACUUGCAAGAAUGUGAAGCUGCUGUUUUGGAAAUAGUCAAGAUUUGGUUAGAAUCCAAUGUGGGCUCAGGAAUUCACUCCUACCUAUCUUCACCAACUAUAGUGAAUGGAUUUCUUGAAAUACUGUCUGCUUCUCGGAACAAGGAAGUACUCAAAACAACCAUAUAUAUUCUGUCACAGCUGAUAUGUGCAGAUGAUCGUGUCGGUGAUCUGCUUACGAGCAUAGACUCUGACUUCUACUGCUUGGCUGAUUUGCUGAGGAAAGGACUCUCUGAGGCAGCACUUCUUGUGUACCUGCUGAGGCCGUCGUUUUCGCAGCUCUCUUCGCAUAACCUGGUAACCACUCUACUCCAUAUCAUUUCCAAGAAAAGUGAAGAUCAAAUUGGUUUCCAAUAUGCUGUAGCACCCAAAGAUGCUGCAAUGGCAUUGCUUGAACAAAUUGUUGCUGGUGGAGAUGAGAGUGAGAGAUCGCACAAUGCAAUGACUGUCAUAAAGGAGAAUGGGAUUCCUGCUUUGCUGAACUGCCUUAAUCAGGCGGAUGGAAGAGAGUCGAUUCUGUCGAUUCUUUUAUGCUGCAUCAGAAUUGAUACUGCAUGCAAGAGAACUGUAGCAAGCAAGAUUGAGUUGUCUCCAAUUCUUGAAUUAUUUCAUGGUGGGAAUGACAGUGUGAGAGGGAUAUGCAUAGAGUUUCUUUGUGAGUUGGUACAGAUGGGAAGGAGAACAUUCAGCAACCAGAUUUUGCAAAUAAUAAAGGAUGAAGGAACAUUUAGCACCAUGCACACCCUCUUGGUUUACCUGCAAAUGUCACCGAUGGUGCAGAAACCAGCCAUCGCCACCCUUCUUCUUCAGCUUGACCUGUUGACUGCUCCACGGAAGAUGAGCAUCUACAGAGAAGAAGCCAUGGAAGCAUUACUAGAAGCUCUUCAAAGAAAAGAUUUUCCAUCUUCUCAAGUCAUGGCUCUUGGCACACUGUCAUCUCUUUCGGGGCAUUUUGCUGGCUCUAAGAAGACAUAUAUGGAGUGUUGGCUACUAAAAAUCGCAGGAUUCGACCAGCCUUACAAUGCUAUGAUGAGAGGGGAAGAAACAAAGACCAAUGAAGCAGAAUAUGCUGAAAUUAGAGAAGAAGAGAAAGCAUCAAGAAACUGGGAGAAGAGGAUGGCAUUUGUGCUGUCAAACCAUGAGAAAGGGUUGAUUUUCAAAGCUUUGGAGGAAUGCUUAGUAAGUAACUCAAUAGAGAUUGCCAAGUCUAGCCUCAUCGUGGCUACGUGGCUCGUGUACAUGCUCUAUAGCUUUCCUGAUUGUGGCAUAAGAGACGUUGCACGCAAAUCCUUGCUUGAGAAAUUCAUCAGUGUGCUGCAAUCAUCAAAGAACCUCGAGGAGAAGAUACUGGCUGCCCUUGCCCUGCGAGGAUUUGUCAGUGAAACAAGAGGGCUGAAUGAGAUGGGGGCGUAUGCUAAAAGUAUAUGGAAGACGUUGAGGCGGCUUAAAAAGAGUUGCACAGUGGUUCAUGAUAUAAUGAAAGCAUUGAUGAACUUGCCCUAUAUGGAUGCUGCAGAGCUGUGGUCCUGUGUCGAAGGUCCUGAAUUGGAUAUGUCGAUGAAUGGGGAGAUCCUAUCGAUGCUCCAUAUUAGAAAUCGGCUUAUAAGCAGCCACUCUGAUGGGACUAUAAAGGUAUGGGACACUGGAAAAAGGGCUCCCCGACUGAUUCAAGAGGCGCGUGAGCACACGAAGGCUGUCACGUGCCUUUACGUUCCUCCUUCGUGCGACAAGUUAUACAGUGGAUCUUUGGACAAAACAAUCAGAGUUUGGACAAUCAGACAAGAGGAGAUUCAUUGUAUCCAAGUGCACGAUGUGAGGGAGGCAGUGGUGGCUCUAGCAGCCAAUGCUAGUGUGGCAUGCUUCUCAACUCAAGGAAAUGGAGUCAAGGUGUAUAACUGGUCAGGUGUUCCAAAAAACAUUAGCUUCAGCAACAAAGUGAAGUGCCUGAGACUGGAAGGCGACAAACUCUAUUGUGGUUGUUCUGGUUACUCUAUCCAGGAGGUGGAUUUGAAUACAUAUUCAUCAUCAGCAUUCUACUCUGGCGCCAAGAAGUUAUUAGGCAAACAAACAAUCCACUCCUUACAAAUCCAAGAUGGUCUUCUAUACGCCAGCGGCUCCACCGUUGAUGGUGUAGCCGGAAAGGUGUUUAAACUGUCGAGCAAGGCCGUGGUAGGAUCUUUGGCAACUGGUGUAGAUGUGCAACACAGCAGUGUUAACAAUGACUACAUAUUCACAGCCACAAAAUGUGGGAUCAUAGAAGUGUGGCUUAAAGAAAGAGUCACAAAGAUUGCUUACAUCAAAAUGGGAAGCGCAGGCCAUGCAAGAAUGACGUCAAUCGCCUCAGAUGCCCACGGCCAAAAGCUUUUCGCCGGAAUGUCUGACGGCAGGCUGCAGGUUUGGAGCUUGGACUAAUAAAAUUUUCUGAAUCAUCAAUUGCGCCACGCAGAUGUCAUCACUCUGCAUUUUCAAUUUUUGUUUCAACUUAAGGGUGUAAUCAGCUCGAAUUGCACUUGAUUAAAAAAAAUCACAAACUUGCUUCUGCUCAA